Phycomyces blakesleeanus NRRL 1555(-) is the source of this 1335-nucleotide messenger RNA. RefSeq lists its product as hypothetical. The transcript is spliced from 2 exons. Lineage: Eukaryota; Fungi; Mucoromycota; Mucoromycetes; Mucorales; Phycomycetaceae. The record is from RefSeq and is a predicted model, not a curated record. The coding region runs from base 1 to 1335 and encodes 444 amino acids.
AUGGCAGUAUAUUUUAUCACAAAGCUCAACACGCCGCUUAUCCAGGUUAUCCUUUUGGGAUUUGUGUGCUUGUGCUGUCCUGGGAUGUUUAAUGCAUUGAUGGGACUUGGGGCAGGUGGCUCAAUGAGCUCCAAUGUGGCCUUGACUGAUGCUGCAAACGGUACAUUGUAUGGGUGUUUUUCCAUCGUUGGGUUCUUUGCUGGAUCGAUUACUAAUACCAUUGGAGUAAAAUACACUCUCACUCUUGGAUCUAUUGGUUAUGCUAUAUAUGCAUCCGCAUUUUGGGUAUAUGAUAGAAAAAGCAUAUCUGGUUUUGUGAUUGCAGCUGGUGCAAUUCUCGGUUGUUGCGCAGGUGUAUUCUGGUCUGCCCAGGGAGCUAUAAUGAUGUCCUAUCCCGAAGAGAAAAACAAGGGAAAAUACGUAGCCAUCUUCUGGGCCCUCUUUAAUCUAGGCGGAAUCCUUGGCUCGAUAAUCGCCCUAGUUUUGAAUCUUGAGAGCAAUACAGGUGGUGUCUCUACCGGAACUUAUACUGCUUUUGUGGUCAUAAUGUUGGUAGGCGUAGUAUUUACACUAGUCAUCGCCUCUCCGUCACAAGUUUUCAGACCCAAUGGUACCAAUAUAUCCAUGGCAAAAGCUACCCAUUGGAAAGAUGAGCUCAAGGGUGCGAUCAUGAUUUGGAGUGAAUGGCGUAUACUCUGCCUUAUGCCAGCUUUCUUGGCUUCAAAUUGGUUCUAUGCCUAUCAGUUCAGACUCAAUGCGGUUUAUUUUGAUGCCUCCACACGCGCUCUUAAUGAUACAAUGUACUGGGCUCUUCAGAUCGUCGGUUCCAUGCUUAUUGGAGUAUUACUCGACUACCAAGGGAUGUCUCGUAAAGGUCGCGGUCUUUUGGGCUUCACUGUUCUUUUCAUUUGUCUUAUGACAGUCUGGGCCGGCGGAUUUGCUUUUCAGCUCACAUUUGAUAAUACCUUUUCUCAGCCUAUUCAUUGGACCUCUCCUUACUUUGGAGGACCGUUUGUUCUCUAUAUGAUGUAUGGUAUGUCGGAUUCUCUUUACCAAACCUAUAUGUACUGGCUUAUGGGAGCCAUGUCCAAUGACCCAACGCUACUCGCUCGUUAUGCUGGGUUUUACAAGGCAACUCAAUCCGCAGGAGCAGCAAUAGCAUUUGGUAUCGAUGCAGUAAAUAUUCCCCUUCGUUGGGAAUGUCUUAUUUGUUGGAUUCUUGUUUUCAUUUCAUUCCCUCUCAUCCUUAUUGUAGCCAAAAACAUUACAGAGACAAACGAAAAUCCAGUGGACGUCAUUUGCGUAAACGAGAUUUCCACAAAGAUAGAUUGUUGA